AUGAUCUCCGGCGGCUCCGUGGACUGCGCCCACACCCUCGAGGAGGCCGAGGACCACUACGGCAGGGGCGACCGCGCGACGGCGCGCGAGCUGCUGCAGUCGAUCGUCACGACAGACGUUGCGGUGGAUGACGGAGACGCGAUCCGUGCCAAGGAGCAGGCGGUAUACCGGCUGGCGGAGCUGCUGACGGUCACCAAGGACGGCGAGGCCGCCAUCCAGCUGCUCUCGGAUGUGCGGCCGUUCUUCCAGGUGCUGCCGAAGGCGAAGACGACGAAGAUGGUGCGCAAACUCUUCGAGCACAUUGUGCAGUGCGGCGUGCCGCUGAAGCAGCAGGAGGAGGUGUGUCUCGAGACCGUACACUGGGCGCGCAAGGAGCGUCGCACCUUCCUGCGCCACCGCCUGCAGCUCCGCUACGUGGAGAUUCUGUUCGCCGAGAACCGCAAGAGCGACGCUCUGGCGUCGCUGAGCGCGCUGCUCAAGGAGGUGCGCCGCUUGGACGACCGUACGCUGCUGCUCGACAUCUACCUCCUGGAGAGCAAGCUCUACUACGCCGUCAUGGAUAUCCAGAAGGCCAGGGCGGCACUCGUCUCGGCGCGCACGACGGCGAACAGCAUCUACUGCCCGCCUCUCUCGCAGGCGGAGAUCGACCUCCAGUCCGGCGUGCUGCACGCGGAGGAGAAGGAUAACAAGACCGCGUACUCUUACCUAUACGAAGCCUUUGAGGGGUUCCACCAGCUCGGCGAUCAGGCACGUCAGGCGCGCCGCUCGCUUCGCUACAUGAUCCUGUCGAAGAUCUCUACGGACAGCCCCGACGAGCUUGCGACGCUUCUCUCGUCGAAGAGCGUGCUGGAGUAUAAGGGCACCGACAUGGAUGCGCUGCGCGGCAUCGCAGACGCCUACAACAAGCAGGACACGCAUCUCUUCAACAGCAUCCUGUCCAAGUGCCGUGCCGAGGCGGAGGAGUCCGGCGCCGGCGGCAGCAACGACACGAACCUCCUCGCCGACGAGGUGGUGCGUCGUCAGGUCAAUGACAUGUACAACACGCUGCUGGAGCGGCACUUGUUGAAGGUGGUGUCGCCGUACAACCGCGUGCAGAUCGCCUACGUGAGCAACCUGCUGAGACUGGACGCCAUGGUGGUGGAGCAGAAGCUUUCUCAGCUCAUCCUCGAUCGCAAGCUGCGCGGCAUCGUCGAUCAGCAGCAUCGCUGUCUUAUCGUCUUCGACGACGAGGCCGCUGAGGCGUCCAAGCCAGGAAAGGACGGCAGCGAGGCGUUCUACGACAACGCCGCUGACGCCGCGGUGGACCAGGCGCCGACGACGCUCUACCAGGACGCGCUCACAGCGCUGGAGUGCUACAACACGCUCGUCACGGCACUUUUCGACAAGGUCAAUGGCAAGUUCGAUGGGCUCGUCGAGGAGAACAUCGCCAAGCACAAGGGCGCGAGGGCGAAGGAGGAGGACGAGGAGGCGAACCGGACGAACAAGCGGGGCGGCGUCGGCAGCGGCAAGGACGCCGCCGCCGACCGAGGCGGAAAGUCUGACAGUGGCAACAAGCAGAAGAGGCCUGGCGACAAGCGCAAGUGA
Leishmania major strain Friedlin is the source of this 1584-nucleotide messenger RNA. Its product is annotated as putative proteasome regulatory non-ATPase subunit 6. Lineage: Eukaryota; Euglenozoa; Kinetoplastea; Trypanosomatida; Trypanosomatidae. Gene Ontology annotation, cellular component: proteasome regulatory particle, lid subcomplex. Gene Ontology annotation, biological process: ubiquitin-dependent protein catabolic process. The coding region runs from base 1 to 1584 and encodes 527 amino acids. Gene Ontology annotation, molecular function: structural molecule activity. The record is from RefSeq and is a predicted model, not a curated record. The transcript has a single exon.